This is a messenger RNA of Pungitius pungitius (ninespine stickleback), 2387 nucleotides long. It is a transcript of the gene enpp6, whose product is annotated as ectonucleotide pyrophosphatase/phosphodiesterase 6. The record is from RefSeq and is a predicted model, not a curated record. Gene Ontology annotation, cellular component: plasma membrane. Lineage: Eukaryota; Metazoa; Chordata; Actinopteri; Perciformes; Gasterosteidae. Gene Ontology annotation, molecular function: glycerophosphodiester phosphodiesterase activity. The coding region runs from base 95 to 1396 and encodes 433 amino acids. The transcript has 8 exons. Gene Ontology annotation, biological process: choline metabolic process; lipid metabolic process.
UGCGGGCUGAGGCUGUGAGAACCCGCCCACCGGGGGGCUGUAAUCCCUGGUUUCUGUGGGAGCAGAGGCACACAGCGCGUGACCACAGCGCAGUAUGUCCCGCACACUCUUCCCGCUGCUCCUGCUGCUCGUUGCGGGAGCAGCUGCCGCCCCGCUGCUCGUCUUCCUCAUCGACGGUUUCCGUUAUGACUACAUGGACGACCUGCACGCGCUGCCCGGAUUCCGCGAACUCGUGGGCAAUGGGGUGAAAGUGGACUACAUGACACCGGACUUCCCGAGUUUAUCUUACCCCAAUUAUUACUCACUAAUGACAGGUCGUAACUGUGAAGUUCAUCAGAUGACUGGAAACUACAUGUGGGAUGAAACCUCCAAGAAGGAGUUUCUCAUUGGGACCAACAUUGACAGCCGGUUGCCUCUUUGGUGGGAUGGAUCAGAGCCAUUGUGGGUCACCCUGCAAAAACUGGGAAAGAAGGUUUUCAUGUACUACUGGCCUGGCUGUGAGGUGGAGAUUCUGAGUGUCCGUCCAGCAUUCUGUGAGGAAUAUGUCUACAACCCAUCAGAGAAAAACCUCACAGACUCCAUAGUGAAUGCUCUUGAUGUCCUGAGCUCAGGUGAAGCGGCCAUGGCAGCAAUAUAUUACGAGAAAAUAGAUGUGGAGGGCCAUCACUUUGGUCCAGAGUCUCAUGAGGUCAGAACAGCUGUGCAACAGCUGGAUCUUGCGAUGCAGACACUCAACAGAAAAAUUAAAGAGAAAAACAUGGUGAACAAGCUGAACAUUAUGUUAUUUUCAGACCAUGGUAUGACAAAGAUCCAGUGGAUGGAGAAGGUCAUAGAGCUGGACAAGUACAUCAAAAUGUCAGCUAUUGUCAAGAUGAUGGACAGAGGACCAAUCGUCAGUCUGUGGCCCAAGUUUGAAAAGAUCCAAGAGGUGCAUGCUGCACUGUCUCAGGUUCCUAACAUGCGUGUCUAUGGCAGCCAGGAGAUCCCUGAACGUUUCCACUUCAAAAAAGGGAGGUUUGUUUCCCCCCUGACACUGGUGGCUGAUCCUGGCUGGUUUAUCACUGAGAACAAAGAAAAACUCCCUUUCUGGAAAAACGACUCUGGAGAGCCGUCAGCAUGGCAGAAUGGUUGGCAUGGUUAUGACAACGAGUUCCUCGACAUGAGAGGGAUUUUCUUGGCGAUAGGACCAGACUUUAGGCAAAAUUUCCGGGCAGCUCCCAUUCGAGUGGUGGACAUCUACAACGUGAUGUGCUGGACGUUGGGAGUUAAUCCGUUGCCAAAUAACGGGUCCUGGUCUCGGGUUGAGUACUUCCUGAACAGCUCCGGCGGUCCAUCCCUACCCACAACCCUCUGCUGUAUGGGAAUGUUAGGAAUACUGCUCGCACUAUGGGACUAAAGCAUCAAAGGGUUCUGUGUUUAUAGCAUCUGAUCAUUCCUAGAAAUUAUCUCCUAGGAAGAAUAUGAAUAUGAAUGUUUCUAAAAGUAAUGGAAGGGAAAUAAAGCAGGCUGAAAAACAAUCUUGAAAUAGUUAGGGAAUUCUUAAGGACCAAAAACUCAAAGCCUAAAAUGUGUCCAUGACCUCAUCCCACCUUCUGAAAUGGGUCAGGGGAAAAAGAGAAUUCUACACACCACCAAGACCACUCAUAAAUUAUAAUGAAAUAUGAAAAGCUAAAUAUAUGACAUGUCAGCUCGACUUAGAUCACAACCCUGAGUCAAAAUUCUUGAAAUUCUGCAUUCAAAAGUUUAAACAAUAAAAGCAGAUUUUGAUUUUAGGGUAACGCUCACCUCAUCAUUAUUUCGUACCAGGGGAAAACAGUAUUACGGAUUUCUGUAUAUUUGUAGCAUUCAAACUGUGGAAUGUAAACCUCUCCUCUCCUGCCAUUUCUGUUGGAAGAUGAAAGUUUCUCCAGAAACCAGCAAUGCAUUGUAAAAUACCCUUGUGUAUUCAGAUAAGGAAUCAUUUUGGAAAUCAUACAGAGCCAUUUUAAAUGGAUAGACUUCAUAAUUACCUAAUGCUGACGUUUCAUGCUUUCAACACGUGUAACAGCUAGAGCAUCAAUUACAAGUAAUACUGAGAGCCAUAUUUUACAUGCAGCAAAGCACAUUUAUAUUCUGGUAGGUUUUCUCUGUGAUCUGAUUGUAGGAGAGUUGUUUAUUUACAACUGGGCAACACCUUUAUUUCAUUGGACAAUCAUGUAUUGUAUAAUGACAAUAAAGAUUGACCUUGAUCUCAAUUUUAUGACUCUGUAGGAUAUGUGCGUCAUAAAUAAAUGUGCUUUGAUCUGGAAAAACAUGUCUCUGUAACAAUCAGUGUUUUAUAAUGGGGCUUAACCAUUUCUUGUUGCUAUAGAAUGAGGAAGACCUGUGUCUUGGAAUUAAACCACUUU